Rotaria socialis is the source of this 1422-nucleotide messenger RNA. Lineage: Eukaryota; Metazoa; Rotifera; Eurotatoria; Philodinida; Philodinidae. The record is from the annotation of a GenBank genome assembly.
AUGCUUGAUCCAACGUCAACUAUAACCGAUACUGGUGGUGGCCAAGGCCAAACAUCAAACAAAAAUAUCAAUCCAUUUAUACGUCCAAGAAUUUUAUUAACUGGUCUUCGUCGUUCAGGUAAAACAUCGAUACAACGUGUUAUAUUUACAAAAAUGCAGCCAUCACAAACACAAUUUCUUGAAUCAACAUCACAUUUAACAUUGAACCAAUUUUCAUGUGGAUCAUUUAUUAAUUUUCAAGUACAAGAAUUACCCGGUCAAUUACAAAUAUAUCCAGGACCAAAUAGUGGCAAUGGCGGAAACAAUGUCCAAGCAUCGUCAUAUGAUGAUGAUUCAAUGACAAGUAUAAUUGGUGGAAGUUAUGAUUUAGAACGUUUAUUAAAACGGUGUAAUGCUGUUGUAUAUAUAAUUGAUGCUCAAGAUGAUUAUUCAGAGUCAAUAACACGUUUAAAUACGAUUAUACAAAAAGGUCGACGAAUUAAUCCUCGAAUACGAUAUGAAAUAUUUAUACAUAAAGUUGAUCAAUUAUCUGAAGAAACUAAAAUUGAAACCCAAAGAGAUAUUCAUAAUCAGGUACGAGAUCGUUUUGCUGAUCCUAUUGGUGGAAUGGAAUCAUGGUCGCCAGCAUCCCCAAUGCCAAACUCAAGUUCUCAAGACGUUCUUAUAAAUUUUCAUUUAACAUCCAUCUAUGAUCAUUCAAUAUUCGAAGCAUUUUCAAAAGUAAUACAAAAAUUAAUCCCAGAAUUCGCCCAUUUAGAACGUUUGCUCAAUUAUUUAUUAUCAACAUCGAAUAUUGAACAAGCAUUUUUAUUUGAUGUUCAAACUAAAAUAAGUAUUGCUACUGAUUCAUCGCCUACCGAUAUGCAAAUGUAUGAAUUAUGUUGUGACAUGAUUGAUCUAUUAAUAAAUAUGAGUGAAAUUUAUGGACAACCAAAUGAAGAUGGUAGUCAGAGAGUAACAGAUGAUGAUGAUGACGAUGAAGACGAAGAUUAUUUUAAUGAUGGUUCUGAUCAUAAUCAGGGACAUGAGUGGAAUAUUGUAACUCAAAAUGACGAAUAUGAUGAAAAUAAUAUACCAUUAAAUAGCUCAAGAAAAAGUUCAUUUGUUAAUAGCCCAUUAGAUACAACACCGAUAAUAAAUCAUGCACAAUCAACACUAUUAGAAACAACAAGUGAACCAGCAUCAGCUGUAUUUGAUUCAAUGUCAUCAAGUGUUAUUAAAUUAACCGGUGGUCGAGCGCUUUAUUUGAAAGAAAUCAAUCGUCAUUUAGCGUUGAUAUGUAUUCUACGUGAAGAAGCACUUACAAAACAAGCACUUAUUGAUUAUAAUGUAAGACAAUUGAAAAAAUCGAUUAUAAAAUUAUUUCGUUUAAAUUAUCAAGCAUCGCGACCUAAUGCUCCAUCAUCGCACUUAGUUGAAUAA